Messenger RNA from Salarias fasciatus (jewelled blenny), 3089 nucleotides. It is a transcript of the gene ophn1, whose product is annotated as oligophrenin 1. Bases 412 to 2784 code for a protein of 790 amino acids. Lineage: Eukaryota; Metazoa; Chordata; Actinopteri; Blenniiformes; Blenniidae. Gene Ontology annotation, cellular component: cytoplasm. The record is from RefSeq and is a predicted model, not a curated record. Gene Ontology annotation, molecular function: protein binding; GTPase activator activity. The transcript has 24 exons. Gene Ontology annotation, biological process: signal transduction.
UCUCAUCAAAACAAGAGAAAGUGUUGCAAGAGGUGUCAUAAGAGUGCGAACUGGUUUGGAACGGAACGCUUCCAAAGGGAUUCUAGCCGCUCUUCUAAAAGCGACGCAGAAACGAGGAAAAAGUGUCAAAGAGGAGCAGAAUACGAGUAAAUAAGACCGUAAACCGCGGGUCAGACAAGAACCGGAGUGGACUGAGUCCUAACAGAGCAUCUCCACGGUCCGGCCCGGUCCGUGCUCCCCCCGCGGCCGCUGCAGGCUCCCCCGGACACCAUGGUUUGCGCUCCUGCGGACAGAUGGGAGAGCGGAGUCUCCUCAGCCGAGCUGGAGUGAGCAGAGUGCGGCGGUAGACGAGCGUAGGCAGCGUGUCUCUCCCAAACAAGUUUCCAUUGUCUCCAGCCAACCUCCCGAAAGAUGGGACACCCUCCUCUGGAGUUCAGCGACUGCUAUCUGGACAGCCCGGACUUCAGAGAGACCCUCAAGUGUUACGAAGUGGAGCUGGACAGGACGAGCAAAUUCCUCAAAGAAGUGAUCAAAGACGGCAACAGUGUGAUCAAUUCAAUCAAGGCAUAUUCUUUGGCAGUCCAGAAGUUUUCUCAGACCCUCAGCGUGUUCCAGUUUGACUUCAUUGGCGACUCCCUCACAGAUGAUGAAAUCAACAUCGCUCAGUCCUUCCAAGAGUUUGCGGGACUCCUGCAGGAAGUGGAGCACGACAGGAUGAUGCUGGUUCAGAACGCGUCCGAUCUGCUCAUCAAGCCUCUGGAGAAGUUCAGAAAGGAGCAAAUCGGAGCAACAAAGGAAAAGAGAAAGAAGUUUGAGAAAGAGAGUGAGAAAUAUUACUCCCAGUUAGACAAACACCUGAAUCUUUCCGCCAAGAAGAAAGAGAGUCAACUUCAAGAGGCUGAUGAACUCGUAGAAAAGGAGCGUCUGAACUUCUACGAGUCGUCGGUGGAGUAUGUGUACCAGAUCCAUCAGGUGCAGGACAGGAAGAAGUUUGAUGUGGUGGAGCCGGUGCUGGCUUUUCUUCACAGCGUUUUAACGCUCAACAACCUGACAGUGGAGAUGACUCAGGACUUCAUGCCUUACAAACAGGAGCUGCAGCUCAGCUUGCAGAACACAAGGAACCACUACGAGAGCACUUGUGAGGAGUUGGAGGAGCUGAUGAAGCGAAUGAAACAUCGAUCGCAGGUCUGUAAAAUGCAGAGUUUCCUGCCGAUGGAGGGCUAUCUGUACUGUCAGGAGAAAUGGGCGCUGGGCAUGACGUGGGUCAAAUAUUAUUGUAAGUAUCACAAAGACGGGAGGCUGAUGGUCAUGGUGCCUUGUGAACAGAAGCCGACAGUCAAGCAGGGCCCCACGCAGCUCACCCUGAGGUCCUGCAUUCGCCGCAAGACGGAGUCCAUAGACAAGCGCUUCUGCUUCGAUGUGGAGACUAUCGAGAGAAACGGACCCGUCACUUUCCAAGCUCUUUCAGAGGGAGACAGAAAGUUGUGGAUGGAGGCCAUGGAUGGGAAAGAGCCUAUUUAUCAUUCCCCAAUUCACAAGCAGGCUGAAAUGGAACUGAACGAAAUUGGAUUCAAGUUUGUGCGAAAGUGCAUCAACUACGUCGAGGCCAAAGGAGCCACACAAGAAGGAGUGUACCGAACAGUUGGCAGCAACAUUCAAGUGCAGAAGCUUUUAAACGCCUUCUUUGACCCUUCAAACCCCGGAGAUGUGGAUCUGCACAGCAUCGACUGGGACGUUAAAACGGUCACCAGUGCCUUGAAGUUUUAUCUGAGGAGUCUGUCUGAACCUCUGAUGACCCACAGUCUACACAGGGACCUCAUGUGUGCUGCAAAAUCAGACAAUCUUGACUCUCGACUGAGUGAAAUUCACUCGCUCGUCUACAAACUCCCAGAGAAGAGUCGGGAAAUGCUGGAGAUGCUCAUUAAACACUUGGUCAACGUGUGCAGCCACAGCGAUGAAAACCUGAUGACUCCGUCAAACAUGGCGGUUAUCUUCGGACCCACGCUCAUGAGGGCGAAGGAGGAGACGGUAGCGGCCAUGCUGGACAUCAAAUUCCAAAAUAUCGUGGUGGAGAUUCUGAUCGAGGAGCACAAAAAGAUCUUCAGUUAUAUGCCAGAGGACAGCGCUGCCCCACCUGUCCCUCCUCCGCGGAUCACCCCGAGAAAGCGGCAACCCAUCACAAUCUCCAAGCGGCCGGCUCGUGUUUAUCAAGCUCUUAGUCACGACCACUUCCAGCACACAGAGAACGGCCAGAACGACGCCUCCAGUAAUGACGGGGACGCCCCGGCGGGCCCCGUUCGCCUGCAGCGGGCCAGACCGGUGGGCCUCGCUCCGCUGGCCCCCAGAGAGCCGCCUCCGAGACAGGCGCUGAUGCCCAAACCGGGGCUCCGCCCGGACAGGCCGGCCGAGCCGGAGAGCGCCAGACCGAGGCCGGACUCCUCCCCCGCCGCGCUGAACGGGGAAGCCGGCGUCUACGUGAGCAGAGUGGCGUCCUUUCAGAGCAGGAAGCCGCCUCCCAGAGGCACGCCGGCCGGCAGAGAAGGAGAUUCUGACGGCCUGACGAGAACGAAGUCGGAGAAGCACGCCAUUUGUCGGCCCCCUGUCCGGCCUCCCGAGCCUCCGUCCAGAUUUCCCCCUCCACAGAAGCCCCCGACCGCAGCCGGCAGCGAGGGCACGCCCACAUCCUACGUCGCGUCCAAAACCAAGUUUUUUGAGAAUGCCUCCAAACAAGUGGGCAGUCCAUCGACCUCUCCGCCACCAUCAGUGUUAAAAAAGGAGAACUGACGUUGAGGUGACUCAGACCGCAUCAUGUGACCUCGACAAGGGGGCCAGUAUGGAGCUGGAGGAGGCGGUGGGCGGGUGGCGGAGGGACCACCGGCGGACUCCAGCGAGAAAGAGAUUCUCCGUAGAACUGAAUGGGUUUUCAUUUUCGAAGGCGAGAAUCCCGCUGUACGGCGACACUGUAGCAAAACCGCCUUUUGUGUGCGCUCACACACAGUAACCGCUUGAUUGUCAUUCCAAAGUUAAGCUGGAGUAAAAGUUUUUCUCAUUCCUCGCCAGUUUUCUCCCCCCCCAAAAAAAAAAGAAAA